Miscanthus lutarioriparius is the source of this 1914-nucleotide messenger RNA. The record is from the annotation of a GenBank genome assembly. Lineage: Eukaryota; Viridiplantae; Streptophyta; Magnoliopsida; Poales; Poaceae.
AUGCAUGGGAACCGGAGACGGCGAGAACAUCUUCUGGACGAGUGGGGCUGGGUGCGCGAGCUCCAUCCUGCUACGAUUGAUCGCAAGGACUAUUCGGUUUUCCGCUUGAAGGCUUGGUGUUCUCAGCCGGAACUCAUCCCGACGACUUUGGACUUGGACAUUGUUGAGCCCCCGAUACAAGUUGAAGAUUUUCCGCCGGUGAAGCGUGCGUUAAGGAUGGCACUCACGGCCCGAUCUCCGGGGGCCGGCUGCCGCCCACCGCUGUGCCCACAUUCCUCGAGGGGUCCCGACCACCGGCCCGACGACGUCUCAGUCAUCGAUGGAGCGGGGCUCCUUGCUUCUCCAUCUCUGGAUGAAGCUCCAACCCAGCUCUCGGUCUUUGGCGGCAAUGAGCUCUUCGCACGAUCUUCUUCAUUGCCGACUCAGCGCCUCAGAUGCCUGUAUGCGUCUUGGCGGGCGGGGUCACUUCUCUGUGAAGACCUAUUCGGGAAGGCGGCGGCGGCGGCGCGGGGGGGGGCGGCGUGGCGCUGGCUCCGCUUCUGUAACCUCUCCGGCAAGCGUGGAAGCCUUGGCGGGGCGGGCGGCGUUGAUGUCUUUGGGCGUGACUCAAGACCGGACCUCUGCCUUUGGUCCCGGUGUGUUGAGGUCAUGGUUGAAACUCCGCUUCACGCCACACGCAGUCUCCCAACAACAAGGCCAUCCUUGAGUCUCCGUCGAGGCGCAGAUCAAGUCUCCCAAAUGGGUAAGGCCAUCCUUGAGUCUCCGUCGAGGCGCAGAUCAAGGUUCAUGAAGAAAAUCUCUAAACGGAUUGAAAAAAUCCUUCCUACUCCGCGCGCCCCGAAGCCAAGAGCCCGGUCUCACACGUUUGCUGCCCCACCACGAAGAAGUAGGAGAAUUGCGGGUGUUGGGCCAGAGUCACCAUCCGGAGCUGUUCCCACCAGGUACAGGAAAAGAGUUAUGACAGUCCUGAACGUCGUCAAUGAAAAUGAUGGUAUUCAUCAAGAUGUUCUGGAUGCUUAUGGCAAGUUGUUUGGUCAACCUCUCCCAGAAUCUCAUGUUCAGGCCUUAGCGGCUCUUUUUGGUUGGGCAACCCCGGAUGUGGGGGAAGGCGUCAUUCUUUCAAUGUUGGGCUCGGUUUUUUCUCAUUGGGUCGUUUUGCCGGCUGUUGGUGCAAGUGGAGGAAUCCUUCUGGCAUGGAGGCAGGAUCUUGGCCCGGCCACUGCCAGUCGUGUUGAUGAACACAGUAUUUCUGUGCAGUUCUCCCCUGCUGGCCUGCAACCUUGGUGGCUUACUUGUGUAUAUGGGCCUCAAGGUGAUGAGAGGAAAAUACUCUUUUUACAAGAAUUAAGAAAUGUGAGAUUUGCUUGUCAAGGACCCUGGUCUGUUCUUGGGGAUUUUAAUCUCAUCACAAAUGCUGAAGACAAAAACAAUGGGAUUCUUAAUAGAGCAAUGAUGGGCAGAUUUCGCCGUCUAAUCAAUGAAUUGGAGUUAAAAGAGCUGCCCUUGCAAGCCUCAGCUACACUUACUCUUGCUGAGUUGUGGCUGGCUCUUGGAUCAAGCCAUGCAAAGAAGGCACUGAGUCUGAUCUACCAGAGCCUUCCCAUGAUUCUUGGUCAUGGUGGACUUGAGCUACGCACUCGAGCUCACAUUGUUUUAGCCAAGUGCCAUUUAGCCGAUCCAAAAUUCUCAGUUCUCGAAGAUCCUGAAGCUGUUCUGGAUCCUCUGAACCAAGCCACUGAAGACCUGCAAGCAUUAGAGUAUCACGAGAUGGCAGCAGAGGCGUACUAUCUGAAGGCAAUGGCAUACAACCAUCUCGGCAAGCUUGACGAGAGGGAGGAAGCCGCGGCUCGUUUCAAGGAUCACGUCACUGCCCUUGAGAACCCGCAGAACGAAGAGGACUCGCUUGCGUACUGA